AAACAGUACAACUUUUUCCUUUUUCCCCUUUUAUAUAUGUUAAAUCCUAAUUAUAUUAGUAUUAUUAUUAUUACCCAAAACUCAUACGAAGAACAAAUUCAUACAAAGAAGACGAGGAGCAGCCUUAAUUCAGUCGAUAUUCCUUUUGUUAGUUUUUCUCUACAGGGAAUAAAGGGGAGGGAAAGAAGAAGAUAUUGGGAUUGAAGCGGCCUGAUAAACGCCCUGCUGUCGGUAAGGGCGUUGAGGAGUUUGGUGGUGCUGGUGAUGGCGUUGGUGCUUUUACUGUUGGUGCCGUUCCGAGGGAGGCGAGGAUCAGUGGACAGGCCCAAGGAUGACAAGCAUGAGGUUACGCAUGCUUCUAUUCGGAAGGUUCCAGUGGUGAGAGUUCCCGCGACGGUUCCGUGGAGGUGCGGUGCGGCGGUGGCGGUGGACCAGGAUGUGGCGGCGAGGAGAGCCCUGGCGAUUGGUAGGGUGGUUCAGGAAGGUGGCGGUGGUGAGAAGUCAGUCAGGGAGUUUUCGCUGUUGACAACUUUGAGGGGCGACACUUUAUUCACGCAGUCGUGGACGCCGCUCAGGGUCAAGAUUAGGGGACUGAUUGUUCUUAUGCAUGGCCUGAAUGAACACAGUGGCAGAUACAGUGAUCUUGGAGAGCAGUUGAAUGCUAAUGGGUACAAGGUCUUUGGAAUGGAUUGGAUUGGACAUGGUGGAAGUGACGGGCUGCAUGCAUAUGUCCCUUCUCUUGAUUAUGCUGUUACUGACCUGCAAACAUUUCUCCAGAAGGUUUUGGCUGAAAAUCCAGGGCUUCCAUGCUUCUGCUUUGGGCAUUCAACAGGCGCUGCCAUUAUCCUAAAGGCAGUACUGGACCCAAAGAUUGAAGGCUGCAUAGAAGGCAUAGUGCUGACUUCACCUGCAGUUGGAGUAAAGCCCCCUCAUCCAAUUUUUACUGUACUGGCCCCAGUUGUCUCCUUUUUUAUUCCAAGAUUCCAAUGUCGUGCUGCAAAUAAGCAGGGCAUAUCUGUCUCUCGGGAUCCAGCAGCACUGCUUGCUAAGUAUUCUGAUCCACUAGUGUACACAGGAUCCAUCAGGGUUAAGACUGGUUAUGAAAUUCUUCGAAUCUCAACCUACUUGCAGCAGAAUCUGAGCAGAUUGAGAGUUCCCUUUCUUGUUCUUCAUGGUGCUGCGGAUAACGUAACCGACCCAGAAGCUUCUAAAACACUACACGAAGAAGCCGCCUCAACUGACAAAACAUUCAAGUUGUAUGAAGGGUUAUUACAUGAUCUCCUCUUCGAACCAGAACGUGAAGCUAUUAUGAAGGACAUAAUUGAGUGGCUGAAUUGUAGAGUAGACGGUUAGGUAGUGUUAAGGGAGAAAAACUUCAUUGUCCUCUCUAACUACAUAAACAAAAAAUUAGACAAAAAAUUGCUAUUUUAAAUUAGCCUGAAUCAUUCCACUGAAGUAAAUGCUACUAAAGUAAAAUAAAAAUGCUAUUUGGGUUUCCCUUAAUUUGGAAAA
Vitis riparia (riverbank grape) is the source of this 1512-nucleotide messenger RNA. Its product is annotated as monoacylglycerol lipase-like. Bases 265 to 1353 code for a protein of 362 amino acids. The record is from RefSeq and is a predicted model, not a curated record. The transcript is spliced from 8 exons. Gene Ontology annotation, molecular function: lipase activity. Gene Ontology annotation, cellular component: membrane. NCBI's taxonomy places the organism in Eukaryota, Viridiplantae, Streptophyta, Magnoliopsida, Vitales, Vitaceae.